AUGAAUGAAAUAAUGGUAAUUAAUCUGACAAAACAACUCAUAGCAGAACGCGUAAUUUGACUGGAAAUUGACAAAUGAAUUUGGUAUCAGAAUCAGAAAGGAACAAUGAGUCCACCAACCUCAUUCUUCUUCAUUCUUCUUCCCGCGUAAAACCCUAUUCUCUGUUUCCUUUUCCAUGACGACGUCGUUUUUCAACGGCGAGAGAGUCGUUGUUCUUUUCUUCAUCUCCAGAAUCCUCUUCUCUCUCCCAAUCUCUCUCAUCUCCCAUGGCGUUUCUCUCUCCCUCAUCGCCCUCGCCGCAUUCCUCCUCGAGAUCUCCGUCGAUUCUUCCAUUUCUCCCUUCCCUCUCCGCACCAGACCGGGCGCUUCCUCCGGAAUUCUACUCGGUGCAAUAACUCUUCCGUCUCUCAUUCUCUCCAAAUUGAUACAAUCAUCACGUGGAUUCUCGCUCCAACAACUUCAACCUCAAGAGAUUGAAUAUCUGACAUUGCAAUACUGGGCAACAUCUGCCAGCGUCUUCUUUGUGCUUUUAUUCCUCGCGUUGAGGCUAAGGAUUUCUCAUUGGGGUUUAAGGUUUAGCUUCUGUUUCAUUUUCCUUCAAGCUGUGCUCUGUGUUGCGGCGCUUUUGACUACUUCUCAAAUUGGGUUGCACCCUGCACUGAAGCUUUCAUGGGUGUUUUUUCAUGGAUUGGGAUCUGUAAAGCUAAUUCAGCAUUUCAUGAGAACUUUUCCGUCGUGUGCUUCUGUUGGGGAAGCAUUUUUGGUGACUGCUGGCAUCGUUCUCUAUUUUGGUGAUAUGCUGUUGCUUACUAUAAAAAAGCUAUGUGGACUAUUGGUGUCAUCAGAGUUGGAUACUACAGAUGAAAUAAAACGAAGUGAGAUAAAUAUUAUAAUUCAGGGGCUUGUCCUUGGGCUUCUGCUAUAUCCAAUAGCUUUGAAAUAUAUUCUCCAAAUAUGGGAGUGGUUAAUAAAUACAAUUUAUUCUGAACAAAAAAGAUACUAUGAGAUUGGGAGAUCCCUCAUAUUUAUUGCUUCCCUUGGACUUGCCCUCAUAGUGUUUGUACCAUUAUGGAUGCAGUUCGUACAGGAAUUUGAUAUGCAUCCCUUUUUCUGGGUGCUUUCCUUUGUUUUCUCAGAACCAUCCAAAAGACUGUCGUUGUGUAUCUAUUGGCUGUGUAUAAUUUCUGUUUCUGUUUUGCGAUUCUAUACCAUCUCUAAGAACAGUAAGAUUGAGAGGAUUCUUUUGCGGAAAUACUACCAUCUGAUAGCUGUCUUGAUGUUUUCACCGGCCCUUAUCUUUCAGCCAAAAUUUCUCGAUCUAGCUUUUGGCGCGGCAUUGGCGGUUUUCUUAAUAUUAGAAAUUAUUCGAGUAUGGAGAAUCUGGCCCUUUGGACAACCAAUAAAUCAAUUCAUGAAUGCAUUCACCGAUCACCGUGACUCUGAUCUUCUCAUUGUCAGCCACUUCUCACUCUUGCUUGGAUGUGCUCUUCCUAUUUGGUUGUCUUCUGGGUACAAUGAUCGACCUCUUGCACCUUUUGCGGGAAUUUUGAGCCUAGGAAUUGGAGAUACAAUGGCAUCAAUGGUUGGGUACAAGUAUGGUGUUUUGAGGUGGAGUAAAACUGGCAAGAAAACAGUUGAAGGUACUGCAGCUGGUAUAACGUCUGUACUAGCUGCAUGCUCUUUACUCCUUCCACUUUUAGCAUCAGCCGGAUACAUUUUCACUCAGCAUUGGUUCUCUCUACUUCUAGCCGUGACUGCAAGUGGCUUGUUGGAAGCCUACACGGCGCAACUUGACAACGCCUUUAUACCACUCUUUUUCUAUAGUCUUCUCUGUUUGUAGGAAUAGCUUCUCACUAAAGCAAGUUUCCUUGAAGAGCAAUGACUGGUUUCUGCAAACCUGCUUGGCAGAAAAGGUCAGAUAAUUAUUAACCAAUGCAACGGCGAUUCAUGACAGUUAGGUUUGGUGUACAUAGUUAGGAUUGUAUCUUUAUACAGAAGUGAUAGGAAUACAGGUGUUUUGACCUUUUCUUUUAAAGGGUUAAUACCUAGCAGAUAGCAUACAGUAUUCAGGAUAGGAGGGACAAUUUUUCAUUUUUUAUGAAACACUAGUGCACUUGGUCUAAAGGAAUUUUUAUUGUUUUCUAUAUUCACACGAAUAGUACUUUUCAUUUCUCAAGGUUAUGUUGUAUAUUGGCAAUUGGUAGAUUAAAAUUUUUUAAAUCAUGUGAGAAAAUAUUCAUAUACAAUUACCUUGUUCUCAA
Vicia villosa (hairy vetch) is the source of this 2261-nucleotide messenger RNA. Its product is annotated as dolichol kinase EVAN-like. Bases 176 to 1840 code for a protein of 554 amino acids. The record is from RefSeq and is a predicted model, not a curated record. Gene Ontology annotation, biological process: dolichyl monophosphate biosynthetic process. Gene Ontology annotation, cellular component: endoplasmic reticulum membrane. NCBI's taxonomy places the organism in Eukaryota, Viridiplantae, Streptophyta, Magnoliopsida, Fabales, Fabaceae. Gene Ontology annotation, molecular function: dolichol kinase activity. The transcript is spliced from 14 exons.